Messenger RNA from Neurospora tetraspora, 2406 nucleotides. RefSeq lists its product as uncharacterized. The coding region runs from base 1 to 2406 and encodes 801 amino acids. NCBI's taxonomy places the organism in Eukaryota, Fungi, Ascomycota, Sordariomycetes, Sordariales, Sordariaceae. The record is from RefSeq and is a predicted model, not a curated record. The transcript has 4 exons.
AUGUCCGGCCCUUUGUUCGCUUCGCCCGACAGAGUUAGUCGCGCCGCUCACAGGGUGCAAACACUAGUUGAGAUAAUGAGGGAUCGCCGCCUUGAGUUUCUUGCUAUCGAAGAUGCCGCCGAUAUUUUUGGCAGGUGGGUCAAGGCCUAUCACCGACAAGAGCUUGAUCCAGAAGACGAUGAUGAAGAUUGGGCCGUGGACUGGGAGCAUCCGAAUGAAGAAAAGGAUGUCGGGACACUUCUGGCACUGGCUCUGGGCGAGAUGAACGCAGCACACAGAUUGCUCGACGUGAGAGGGACGACUUCAGAAACGCCUGAAUCGGAGUUUGCACUGGAAGACUGCUUGAGAAGGCUAUACGGGCUGCUCUACAAUAUUAUCUAUUGGGACUUUGGAGGAUGUGUCGGACUGCUCGCCCCUGCCACCCCCGGCGCGCUACUCAAGAAACCGAAAUACGAUGACUGGGUUUUGCGGGAACUCCCGGAUGCCUCCAACACCGAAGACUCUACCGACAAGCCCGCCGAUGAGUCUACUGACAAGCCCGCCGAAAAGUCCACCGACAAGCCCACCGAUGAGUCUACUGACAAGCCCGCCGAAAAGUCCACCGACAAGCCCACCGAUGAGUCUACUGACAAGCCCGUCGAAGAGCCUACCGACAAGCCGGUCGACAAGUCCAUUGACGAAUCCACCGGUGAGUUCUCCGAUGAGUCCUCCGAUGAGCUCUCCGACGAGUCCUCCAGUGAGUCCGCCGAAGCCGACCCGGAGGUAGAUGACCCAUCGCAAGAUUUGGACCCGAAAUUCUACGCAGCAGCAAAAUCACUGGAACACCUCAGCGAGCAAGAAUUCCAAGAUUUGAGCGAAGAAUACUACGUACAGCCAAAAGUCAAGAAGCUGUUAGAAUUCAACUGGAAUACACACUCUCGAAAGGGGAAGACGAAGGCCGGUCCUCGAUAUCCAUAUGCAGCAAAACAGCUUUUUAUGACUGUAGAUGGUGUAUCGGAAUUCAUAAACCCUGAAAAUCUCCCAGCACCACCACCUCCUGAACCCCUGAGCAAAAAGGAAUACCUAGACUUGGUCAACGAAAGAACGACGAAGCGUGAGCCUGGGGAAAUACCGUCCAAAAGGCCAAUAGAUCUCAGGACCGCUUCGCGCUUGGGGAUUCCGCGUAAAACUCUCGAUGAGUCUCAGCCUGCCGCAAUCUUGAAGCGGCGCCAGGUCCACAAGCCCCCCGGACAGCCUCUGCCCGCCAAAUCCCCAACGACCGCUGGGCCCUCAAAGUCGGCCGCAUCCGCAAAGCCCGCCGGAAUUGCAAAUAUCCCUGGACUCUUCCAGCCCCCUGGACAGCCUCUGCCCACCGGAUCCCCAACGAUCGCCGAGUCCUCAAAGACUGCUGAAUCGAGAAAGCCUACUGAAAUCGCAAAGUUCUCCGAAAGUUCGAAAUCCUUGGAAAAAUUACGGAGGUUCCCCAAAUCCGAAACGAUCGGCGAAUCCUCAAAGACCGCUGAAUCGAGAAAGCCCGCUAAUUCUACACAAUCCCCCGAAUAUUUGAGAUCUUUGGAUGAAUUAUGGAGACCCCCCGAAUUCCCAACUAUCGCCGAGUCCUCAAAGACCGCUGAAUCGAGAAAGCCUGUUGAAUUCGCAAAGCCACCGGAAAGUUUGAAAUCCUUGGAGGGGUUCUGGAGGCCCACCGGAUUCGCAAGUUUCCCUAGAACCUUUCAAUCUGCCAGAUUCUCUCAGCCUGCUGGAGCUUCUCAGAACACGCCCGCCGAGUCCCCCAAGUCGGUCGGACUCUUAGAACCCGCUGAGAUCCUCCCAUCCCCCGAUAUCACGCAGCCCGCCGAAUCCCCAACGCCCGCCAAAUCCUCUAAACCCGCUGGAGUCUCUCGGAAUAUUGGAUUCCCAAAGCCCCCCGAAGUUUUGAAGCCGUCAAGGUCAGCCAGACUCUUGGAACCCCGUGAAAUCUUCGCACCCCUCGAUAUCAGUCCGUCCCCCAAAGCUAAAAAGCGCUCCCCAUCAUUUGCGCAAGAGCCCACGGAGGUCAAGAGGCGCGGAGAGGUUGGUGAGCCUCCGGAGCCUCCGAAAUUUAAGAUGCUGGAUGACGAGGAGGACGAUGAGUGGUCGGAUAGUGAGGAGGAGGACGAGAGUCCGUUGGCCGAGGCAUCUUCCUCUUCUGCAAACGCUUAUGGUCAGGCUAAAAAGCGUUCCCCACCAUCUGUGGAGCGUCCCACGCAAAUCAAGAGGCGUAAGACGAUGGAUAGUGAGGAGGAGGACGAGAUGUCGGAUAACGAGGAGGAAGACAAAAAGUCGGAUACUGAGGAGGACGACGAGAAGCCGUUGGCUGAGGCUUCCUCUCCUUCUGCGAAAGCUUAUGGUAAGAAGAUUGAUUGGAAGGGCAAAGGAAAGGAAUAG